Molecule: messenger RNA, 1270 nt
Organism: Diospyros lotus (date-plum)
Lineage: Eukaryota; Viridiplantae; Streptophyta; Magnoliopsida; Ericales; Ebenaceae
Product: MADS-box protein SOC1-like
Exons: 9
Coding region: 446-1030 (194 amino acids)
Biological process (GO): positive regulation of transcription by RNA polymerase II
Cellular component (GO): nucleus
Molecular function (GO): RNA polymerase II cis-regulatory region sequence-specific DNA binding; protein dimerization activity; DNA-binding transcription factor activity, RNA polymerase II-specific
Source: RefSeq, a predicted model, not a curated record
UGUAACUAGUUUAUUUAGUUUCUGAAAACCCACUCAAAAUCCGGUCCUCUUUUGCCUUUAUUAGCCGUUCUUUAUCUUUACCAAAUCAAGAUAACAAUCGGGAAAUCUUUUCUGAUCCCUUUUGGCUUUCUCUUCUCCCUCUUUCCUUAAUUUUCUCUAAUUUUUAUAUCUGCUUUAUGGUUGAUGGGUUUAGGCUUCCGAGCUUGAUGGGGAUAAUAUGUUGUUGAUAUUAGGUUUUGAGGUCAACAACCGGAAUAAAGUUAAGACAAAAUUUCGGCCACUUCACCUCCAUUGCUCUUCCAAUCUUUCUGGGUUUUCUGAGUUCUGAUCAGACAGAUUUCUUAUUUUCUUGGCGAGUUUUGAUACUUAAAGAGUGCAGAAAUAACUUUUCUUUGCCGAGGUCAAGAAGGAGCUUUCUAGGAUUCUUUGCCGUCUUUGAGGAGAGAUGGUGAGAGGAAAGGUUCAGAUGAAGCGAAUUGAGAAUGCGACAAGCAGGCAAGUGACCUUCUCCAAGCGCAGAAAUGGGCUGUUGAAGAAGGCCUAUGAGCUCUCCGUUCUUUGCGACGCUGAAGUGGCUUUGAUCAUUUUCUCUCCCAAAGGGAGAUUAAACGAGUUCUCAAGCUCCAACAUGCAACGGAUAAUAGAGAGAUACCGUGAGCGUGCAAACGACGCGCAAACCAACAAUCUUGAAAUGGAACAAUACACGCAGCAACUGAAGCUUGAAGCAGCAAAUAUGGCAAAGAGCAUAGAGCUUCUCGAAGCUUCUCAACGGAAGCUUUUGGGGCAAGGUCUGGUUUCGUGCUCUGUUCAGGAACUGCAAGAAACAGCCAACCAGCUCGAGCGAAGCUUAAGAAACAUUAGAAUGAGGAAGGAGCAGGUAUUCAAGGAGCAAAUUGAUCAAUUGAAAGAGAAGGAGAGACUGCUGUUGGAAGACAAUGCACGGUUAUCGGAGAAGGUUGGUGUGUCUAAUGCAAAAGAACAAGCACUUGCAUACUUGGAAUGUCACGACGGUUGGUGUUCGAAGAAAUAGGUGCGUGCAGCUUUUGCAUAUGGUGUCUGUUUUUGGCCCAUGACUCCAUUUCGGAAAGCUCUCAACGAGACGCAUCUAACUCCCCGCUUUGCCGUGACCUAUAAUGGAUUUUGACUGUUUGAGAUCGUUUAUAGUUUUAAAAUUGUAUUUUUUUGUGUUUUUUUAGUUCAGUAUUUUAUUUUGUUUUGUAAGCCCAGCCCGUUAAAGGGAUUACAGGCUCAGUAAAUUUUUUAUUUUCAC